AUGGUGGAUGCCUCAUGUGGAGGCACAUUUAUGCUUAAGAAUGAGAAUCAGGGGUGGGACUUGUUUGGGCAGUUAGCGGAGAAUUCACGACACCGAGCCUCAUCAUCCCGCACAAAUAGGACAGCUUCUACUGCAUUCAAACAGAGUGGCCUUCAUGAGGUGGGCCGCUCUGAUGAUCUUUCCUAUAAGGUAGAUGCAUUGACCCGCAAGUUUGACACUUUCUUAUCUUUGGGUCAUGGUCCUUCACAUUCUUCACCUCCUGCUGCUGUUGCGGAGGUAUGUCAGUUGUGCUCCAGUCCAUGCCAUCAAAUAAAUGAGUGCCACAUGGCAUCUCAAUUUCCAGAAUUUCUUCAAGAGCACGUGAAUGCGGCCCAGGGGUUUGGUAGGCCAGCAAAUGACCCAUAUUCUCAUACUUACAACCCCGGCUGGAAGAAUCAUCCCAACUUUGGAUGGCGACAGCCAGACCAUGGGCAACCAUUUGCCCAACCUAUGAGGCCUUCAUUUCCUAAUACUUCCAACACACAGGCUUAUUGUCCACCACCUGCACCACACCAGUACCAACAACCUCCUGCUCCUACUACGUCCUCUCAAAGGACACCAGCUUUUGAGGAGCAAAUGUUGAAGGCCAUGGCUGAAAUGAGAGCCGAUUGCCAACAAAUGAAAGCUGACUCCCAAUUGCUUUACUCCCAUUCUCAAUCCAUUGCCAAGAUGGAAACCCAAGUGGGUCAGCUAGCUAAUGCUCUUAACCAUCGGGAUGAAGGUAGAUUACCAAGUCAGCCAGUGGCCAACCCACGAGGGAUGCACCAUAUUGACAAUUCGCAAGGUCACGAACAAGCAAAAUUAGUUGUCACCCUCAGAAAUGGGAGAGACGUAGAGACUCGACCGGAGGAGGUCAAAGCGAAGGAGAAAGUGUCUCCACCUGUCGCUGAGAGGUCUAAGGUUGAUAAGAGGUCUAAGGAGAAGGAGACCGAUCCAGUGUCCACAAUUGUUCCGGGGUUAUCUGAGACCCCAUCUUAUAUUCCUAAGGCACCUUUCCCGACUUGCCUUAAUGCACCUUCACCCUUUCACAAAAAGGGGGCAAAACAAGAAGAUAUGAUGGACGUGUUCAAACAAGUAAAAAUCAACCUCCCUCUCUUAGAGGCAAUUAGUCAAGUUCCAGCUUAUGCUAAAUUUUUGAAAGACCUUUGUACCCAAAAGCGUAAGUCUAAGACACAUGAGCCUAAGGAGGUGCGUCUCACUGAGCAGGUGAGCUCCAUUCUUACACGUAACACACCCAUUAAGCAAAAGGAUCCUGGUGUUCCUAUUAUUUCUUGUGUUAUUGGAGAUCAUGUCAUUGAUAAAGCACUCCUCGAUUUAGGGGCCAGUGUUAAUUUGCUCCCAUACUCGGUAUAUGAACAACUUGGGCUGGGAGAGUUGAAACCCACGUCGAUUACGUUGCAAUUAGCUGAUAGAUCCAUUAAGGUGCCGCGUGGUGUGAUCGAGGAUGUCCUUGUCAAGGUAGAUAAGUUUUACUUUCCUGUUGAUUUUAUAGUUCUUGACAUGGAACCAGUCCAUAAUCCCAACAAACAGAUUCCUCUCAUCCUUGGUCGACCUUUCUUGGCUACAGCCAAUGCAUCUAUUCACUGUAGGACUGGAGUGAUGGAUGUAUCAUUUGGAAAUAUGAGGGUGCAAUUGAAUGUUUUCGAUGCCAAUCUCUAUCCUUGUAAAGAGAAAGACUGCUUCGCAGUCAGUGAGAGUGAUUAUAUGGUUGAUAAGGUGCCUCCAGACAUUCGAGUUAAGGGUCCCAUAGAAAUGCCUCUUGUGCAUGUAGGAUUGGAUAGUGGUAACAUUGAAAUGAGUCAUGGUUCUCUUAAUUCGAAGAACCCCAUAAAUGAACCUCCAUGGAGUGACCCAUACAUUGAGCCUUGGCCCAUACUUCUUAGUUCUUCCACUUCCCCUCUUAUAGAGGGUGCACCGAGACAAGAGUGGAAACCACCACCAUAUGCAUGCUUGGGCCCGGGUAAUAUUUUUUCUGGUGAUUGA
Rhododendron vialii is the source of this 2022-nucleotide messenger RNA. RefSeq lists its product as uncharacterized. The coding region runs from base 1 to 2022 and encodes 673 amino acids. The record is from RefSeq and is a predicted model, not a curated record. NCBI's taxonomy places the organism in Eukaryota, Viridiplantae, Streptophyta, Magnoliopsida, Ericales, Ericaceae. The transcript has a single exon.